Magallana angulata is the source of this 2348-nucleotide messenger RNA. RefSeq names its product EF-hand domain-containing protein 1-like. Gene Ontology annotation, biological process: mitotic cytokinesis; cilium-dependent cell motility; mitotic spindle organization. Gene Ontology annotation, cellular component: axoneme; mitotic spindle. The coding region runs from base 115 to 2040 and encodes 641 amino acids. The transcript has 11 exons. Gene Ontology annotation, molecular function: alpha-tubulin binding; calcium ion binding. The record is from RefSeq and is a predicted model, not a curated record. NCBI's taxonomy places the organism in Eukaryota, Metazoa, Mollusca, Bivalvia, Ostreida, Ostreidae.
AUCACGCGUUGGUUCUGUUUGGUUAGCAACCACGUUGUAACUAUUGUAAGGGCUAAGGGCGACUGUGUUGUUGGGAUACACACUGCAGAUAAACUGAAGGAAUAGAAACACGCAAUGGAGGGUCUGCCGUUUCUUCCAGGGAAUUCCUUCAGGGACCCAACUAAAAAUAAGUACCACAGAAGCCAUUCCUUAAACUAUAAGAAUGGUUAUUCUAUCCCCACACUACCAACAUCUGGUAUUGGAGGAGAACCCAUCAUGUACAACCAACUGAGUGAACAAGAGCUAGAUGAGCUGGCCAACUUUAACCCAACUCUGACAUAUGGACAGGCAAAACAGGCUCCACCUGAGGAUUUUGUACCAGCACACAAAGCUUGGGACAAGAAGGUGCUGCGGUUUAAUGCUUACUUCAAGCAAACUGUACAUGAGUCUCCUGCAGAAUAUUUCAGAGUCCGACCAGUAGAUAUCUAUUAUUACCUGGAAGAUGACAGCAUAUCUGUAGUAGAGCCUCAUGUAGAAAACAGCGGAAUGCCACAAGGAAAACUCAUCAAGAGACAGAGACUUCCAAAGAAUGACCAGGGAGACAACUGGCACUGGAAAGAUCUGAACAAUGGGAACAAUGCCACCUUCUAUGGAAAGGUUUUCCACAUCGUAAACUGUGACAAAUUUACAAAAGAUUUCCUAGAGAGUGAAGGUUUGGAGGUGAACCCCUCAGAGGAAAUGCCUACAGAUCCUUACAUCGAGAGGAGGAAGGAUGCUGCAGCCCUCAGAACCUACCAAACUCCAUCCGCUUUUGAUAAAACCAAACAGUUUCUGGAGAUGGACCGUAAAGUGCUUCGAUUCUAUUGCGUCUGGGAUGACAGGGAUAACAUGUUUGGAGAAACACGCCCCUAUGUCAUUCAUUAUUACUUGGUGGAUGAUACUUUGGAAGUUAGGGAAGUGCACACACCCAAUGAUGGAAGAGAUCCCUUCCCUGUCCUGAUUGGAAGACACAAGGUCCCCAAAAACAGAUACAAUGUGGAGUCCUCCUUCCCAGCAGUAGUGGUGGAAUUAUCAGAUAAUGAAAUCAAAGAAUAUUACACACCAAAAGACUUCAAAUUAGGAGCAACUGUUCCAAUCUAUGGAAGAAAAUUCCUUAUUUAUGAUUGUGAUAACUUCACAAAGGCUUUCUACUACCAUCACUUUGGACAAACAGAAUUCAACUCCUUGGAUGUCAAAGAGAAACUUAGGGAACUGCCUAAAAUGGAGAUUCCCCCAUACAAUCACUUUGGAUCCCUUGAAGACUCCCUACAGUCCUGCCUGUCUCUGAUUCCCCAGCCCCCCAAGAAAGACUUCAUUAAGAUGCUGGAGAAUGACCACAAAGUCCUCCGAUUUGAAGCAGUCAUGGAUUCUGUCAGGCCUGAGGAUAAUGGACGUAGAUUCAUCUUAUGCUACAGACUUGCUGAUGACAUGAUGACCAUCUAUGAACCUCCUGUCAGGAACUCAGGUAUCAUUGGAGGAAAGUUCCUGGAAAGAACCAGGGUGGCAAAGCCCAGCUCUGCCCCUGACCAGCCCACAUUCUAUGGUCCUCAGGACUUCUACAUCGGUGCUGUCGUUGAUAUCUUCAAGCAUCGCUUUGUUAUCAUCAGUGCUGAUGAGUAUGUGCUGAAAUAUAUGGAGGAGCACAAAUCUCAGUUCCCGGAGGCCACCAUUCAGACACUCCGGGAUCAUCUGGGCCAAGCGAGAGCUCAGAAAGAAAUGAUCAAAGGUGGACCCAUGAAAGUUAGGAGAAGUCCUGGAGAUUUGGACAUCCUUGUAAAACAAGUAAGAGCUCAAUUGAAGAAGAUUGCCAUCACUGACAAAACUCGUGUGGAUGAGAUGUUCCUUCGCUACAACAAGGAUCGCAGUGGAUUCAUUGAUGCAGCCAACAUGAGAAAUUUAUGUCGUAGCUUACAGUUGCCAGUGGAUGAUGAUGUCAUAGCAGCUCUUAUUGGACAGUGUACAUCUGAUCCUGAGGGAAAGAUCAGCUUAGAGGACUUUAGAAGAUUUGUGGAAAGUUCAUGAAGAAAACAUGUUAACUAACCUUUCUACUGUGAUAUGUGACAAAUGAAACCUUUUUUAAUCAUUGCAAUACAGAUACAGAUUCUGUCCAAACCAUUCUUUGCUAUAUUGUACAUAACUGUUAGAUUUUACAAAUCAGGAUUUUAAAUACUUUGUCGUAUUAUAUCAAGAGUGGUUCAAAAGGUUAAAGUGUCUUACCUUUCUUAACCAUAUCUUUCACCAAAAGGGGAGAUAAAUAUUGUUUCCUCAUCUUAAGUUAUUGUAAAACCAAAUUGAUGUGAAUAUUAAAUAUUAAAAAAUUGUAAACUAAA